Molecule: messenger RNA, 3292 nt
Organism: Branchiostoma floridae (Florida lancelet)
Lineage: Eukaryota; Metazoa; Chordata; Leptocardii; Amphioxiformes; Branchiostomatidae
Product: hemicentin-1-like
Exons: 7
Coding region: 611-2017 (468 amino acids)
Biological process (GO): cell-cell adhesion
Cellular component (GO): cell-cell junction
Molecular function (GO): cell adhesion molecule binding
Source: RefSeq, a predicted model, not a curated record
ACGGGGAUAAAACUUGAAGGGAUCUGACCUCAUGCAUGAGUGCCAGCGCCCUGGGAGAGAGAGCAGUGGAAAGAUUGGAAGCAGUCACCGCGAGAACAGCUCGCCGGGAGCGUUACUGUCUUGGCACUUCCGUUGCCGUGAACGCAUCGAUUGAUGAGCGUCGGACGCCCAUAGGCUGCAGGCUUGCUUCAGUUCACGUGGGUAGAGCUGUUAGACGGUAACUGGCCUCGCCGGCCACACACCCAUUACUCCCCGUCAUUGGAUAUGCACGGCAGCUUCCGUUAAACGUACUGUGUCAGAUCUCCGACCAUCUGUUAACGUCGCCGAGGCCGCCGUGAGUCCGAGCAGACAAGGACAGGACGCGUAGCAGAUCGGUACUGUCCACAGCUGACAGCGGACCAACACGGCUUCCUACAGCUACAACCGUGCGGGUAUCGGAGAGCUAGAGUCGGCAUAGAUGGUCACAGCUAUGUCUGCCAUCGUCUUUGAUCUAGGCUCAGCGGACCUCUGGAACGACGCAUGAAGGAUCUCCCGUAAGCAAGGCACGUCAACUUCGCCGCCUGUAAACCCGGGAAACAAAUCCAGGCUGACUCCAGCUAUCUGAAGAACGAUGGUGAAGUCGUGGUUUACGUGCGCGGCGCUGGUUGUCUUCUUAACUUUUACAACAGAAGUGGUCUGCAACAAGGGCCUGCCGGUGUCCCUGACCAUCCAGGUCACACCUGGUGACACUGUCACGCUGCCUGCAACGUACAACCAACAUGAACACGUCAUCGCGCUGACCUGGAACAAAAUGGACGAACGGAUCGAAGGAACCCGAACUCCGGUGUUCCUGUACUCUGUAUCCAGUAGGAGCUCUCUGUCGCUGGGUCCUCUGAAAGACAGGGCUUUGCUGAACAAGAACGGAUCUCUGACCAUCUUAAACGUCACGGUAAAAGACGAGGGACAGUACGUCAUGACUGUCCUUAUCGACGCUGUCGGACAGCAGGAGCAUUACGUCUAUCUGGACGUCCUUGCACCGCCUCUGGUGACAGUCGGCCUACAGAGUCCCCUUCGCGUGUCCCUCCGCUCCAGCGUCAUCCUCAACUGUACCGUGGAGAAGACCAGCUCCACCGACCCCAGCAUCUUCUGGCUACGGGACGGACAGCCCCUUCCCCCGGCCACUGUCCAGCUGGUCAUCGAUGGCCAGGACGUGUACAGGUCGUCUCUGAUGAUGCAGAGUGUUGGGAAGGCUGACAGCGGGAACUACACGUGUGUGGCACAACAAGGCCGCAGCUGGCAGACAGACAGCCUCAGCUUGGUGGUUGUGUAUCCAGCAGCAAUAGUAAACGUGACAGGCCCUGUAAAAGUGAAAGCAGGAGGCACCGCCUUACUCUGGUGCACUGCUGAUGGAAACCCUACACCGGAAGUUUACUGGCAGAAGGACGGAAGUGACGACAUUCUAGCUGCCGCAAUGUAUCAUGGAACUGCAGGAUCUCUGUUGGUGUUGCCUGAUCUGAACGUGAAAGACAGUGACCAUUACAUCUGCACGGCGUCAAACGCUCUUGGACAACCGGAUAAAAGGAUUGUGCCAGUGAUCGUCAUUGAAGAGAGCUCGCUUGCUACAACGGCAGCCCAGUUGGGGCACGGUGAUGAAACAGAAUGGACGGCCAUCUUGGGAGGGGCAGCAGGUGGGGCGACCAUCCUGCUCAUCAUCCUCCUGGUCGCACUGGUGUUUACAAAGAGGGCGAAGAUAGAGGCGGGGCGCUCCGAUGACCACGUCUUUUCUGUCAGUGAUCCGGUUCCGAAAAGAUUGCAAAACAACUUUAUUGAGAAGGAGAAACUCGGCCUACCCAAGGAUGAGGAGCAGAUACUGUAUGUUCAGGAAACCAGUGGGAAGGCAGUCAUCGCUCGGACAGGAAUACACCAUGCUGAUACAAGACUAAGUCAGACUAAGAUGUGUGACAUUCCUGACGGCAGCGAAGAUCUCAUCCAAGUUCUUCCCUGCUGCGAAACGUUAAAUGAUCACAGUAUUACUUGAAGAACCGCGAAUCAGUUAACAAACAACGUGGAUGGCUGCCAGUCUUGUUGAUGGCAACCUGCAUACCAAGUUUGGGGCCUUGCACAGUAAUUGAGCUGGACCAGCGAAUGCACAAGGUUCUGUCUGCUCAGAAAGUACACGGACAUUUACGUGGCCUGUGUGUCUCGGAAUGAACGUGAGCAGAAAUUGAAAAUGGCGGUGAAAUAUUGGGGAUGAAGAAGAAAGCAAGGAUUCGGGCUUGACCUACAGAGAGCCUGAUAGCAUCGACAUGGGGGAGCUCGAUAUUUCCUACUUUUCACUCCAAUGUCAUGCGGCUCCUGAUAUUGCUCAGAUACAAACAUAUCCCCCUCAGCGAUGGUAUCUCGUCCUACGCUGAAAGCGUUCAUUCCAGUAGGAUCGGGAGAUAUGAUUGAAGAAGACAGCUAGCGGGACAUACCUCAUCAAUUCUGCUUCCGUCUUCCCUGUUAUCGAUGGUCGGUAAGCUGCCGUGUACCAUCGCGAGAUGUGUGCUCUCGCGGGAGACCGCAAGUAACACCGCAGGAUUGUCUCUGUAAGGUUGCUCGGUGAUUAUCGCUGCCAAAUGGCACCACCAGAGGGUUUAAUCAACUGGGAAAUGGUUUUAAUAGAAUUGGAGAUUUGGUGGCUUCAGCUGACUUUGAUCAUGAUGGACAACCAGGAUAACGUUCUCGUCUUUUCAACGACCUUGAUAUUCAUAUCUUUGCAAACACGACAAGAACGGGUGAGACGAAGGAUUGAGAGUAAUGGGAAUGGGGAUUUGUAGAGGACGUGACCAUCUAGGAAGACAUACUUGGUAAUAGAUGGGAAGAGGUGAAGGACCUUAGGAAAAUCCCAAGUCGUUAAUAUUAGCAACGCGGCGUCAACAUCGUAAUUCAGCGUCUGCAAAAAGUUUGAAGCGGUUGGCAUUUAUUUGUCGGGACGCGCGACGUGGACUCGUGAGCAAUUACAGCGGCUUUCAACUUCAAUCAGUCGACUUUCUCUGCCUCUGCAGCCGUCGUGUCUGGAGGAUCAACGUCAGUUUCAACUUCGGGGUCAAGGAUUUUGAAAAAGUCAGGUGAAAUUGGGAAAUUGAUGAUAUGGAAAUGUGUUGCUAACUGAAUUUAGAUUGAACCACGAAGACGACAUAUAAUCCCCCUUCAGAGAAUCUCUGCAUACACAGUGUAAAAGCAAACGUUUUACGGAAAUUUCAUGGUUCGUCACAUCUGACGGUCGGUCUGGCUAGCUAGAGUCGUAUCUCUUCGUGGAUGUACGAUAUGA